UUGGCCUCAGCCCCCACAGGAAAAGUCGCAACCUUUGUUCUUGUUGUUGUUUCUCUCUCCUCAAUCACUUUCUCUCUCUAGAAUUCCCCACUCUUCUCUCUCUCUCUCUCUCUUAACACUCGGCAGCACCGAAUUUGGCAAUGAUUUAGAGACGCCUCGCUCUGCUUUCUCUCCACCACGCGUCCUUCUUCUCCUUCCCCUUCUCUCUCUCUCUCUCUCUCUCUCUCUCUCUCUCCUUCCUCUGUCUCGCUUUCUCUCUCUACAUUUCCUGACAAUGAGAUCAAACUCGUAGCCUUUUCUGCCUUCUGGGUCUCUUCAUCUUCAAGCGGUCGAAAAGGGUUUUGGCUCCGACCGAAAAAUCGACAAAUUUACAAAAACAAAAAAAAUAGAAACGUUUCGGUUCGUUUCUGAGCUGGGUUUCGUGAGAUCAGACACCCAGAGGAACUCACACCCAUAAAAAUGGCGCCGUCCUUCAGCUGGUGGAAUAAUAAUAAAGACACCCACCGCGGCACUCCCGUCGUCGUCAAGAUGGAGAACCCCAACUGGUCCAUGGUCGAGCUCGAAGGCCCCACCGACAAGGACUUCCUCAUCUCCGAGUCGCCUGGUCGGGUCCGUGGCAAAAACGCCAAGCAGUUCACUUGGGUCCUCCUCCUCAGAGCCCACAGAGCCGCCGGCUGCCUCACCUCCGUAGGCUCCGCAAUGCUGGGCCUCGCAUCCGCAAUCCGCCGCCGCAUCGCCUCCGGCAGGAUGGACACAGACGCCGACGUCGAGCCCGCCAGCGUCAGGGAAGUCGAGAACCCGGUCGUCCGGAGCCGGUUCUAUUUCUGCAUCAAGAUGUUCCUGUGGCUGUCGGUGCUCCUUCUGGGGUUUGAGGUGGCGGCGUAUUUCAAAGGCUGGCACUUUGGGGCGCCGCAUCUGCAGCUGGAUUAUCUGUGGGCGUCGCCAUUGGGGGUUAAGGGCGCAUUCGACUGGGUUUAUUCGAAAUGGGUUUUUUUCCGGGUCGAAUAUUUAGCUCCGCCGCUGCAGUUUCUCGCCAGUUCCUGCAUUGUUCUGUUCAUGAUUCAGAGCUUGGAUAGGCUAAUCCUUUGUCUGGGUUGCUUCUGGAUCCGGUUCAAGAAUAUCAAACCGGUCCCAAAAGAAGGCGCUUUCGACCCCGAAACAGGGGAAACCGGUUACUUCCCCAUGGUUCUUGUUCAGAUCCCCAUGUGCAAUGAAAAGGAGGUUUAUCAGACGUCAAUUGCUGCAGUGUGCAAUCUGGACUGGCCGAAAUCUAAGCUGUUGAUUCAAAUCCUCGACGAUUCGGACGAUCCAACGACGCAGUUUCUGAUCAAAGAGGAAGUUCACAAGUGGCAGCAGGAGGGAGCCAACAUUCUGUACCGGCAUCGAGUGAUUCGAGACGGAUACAAGGCUGGUAAUCUCAAGUCUGCAAUGCAUUGUAGCUAUGUCAAAGACUAUGAAUUCGUGGCGAUUUUCGACGCAGAUUUUCAGCCCACCCCUGACUUCCUCAAGAGAACAGUGCCUCACUUCAAGGGCAAUGAUGAACUAGGGCUGGUUCAGGCUAGGUGGUCCUUUGUGAACAAGGAUGAGAACCUACUCACAAGGCUGCAGAACAUUAAUUUGUCAUUCCACUUUGAGGUUGAGCAACAAGUGAACAGCGUGUUCAUUAAUUUCUUCGGUUUCAAUGGGACAGCUGGUGUGUGGAGGAUAAAGGCGUUGGAGGAAGCUGGUGGGUGGUUGGAGAGGACCACUGUCGAGGACAUGGAUAUUGCUGUUCGUGCCCACCUCCACGGAUGGAAAUUCAUUUUCCUCAAUGACGUCGAGUGCCAGUGUGAAUUACAGUCUUAUGAAGCUUACCGGAAGCAACAACACCGAUGGCACUCGGGGCCUAUGCAAUUAUUUCGCCUCUGUUUGCCCGCUAUUAUAAAAUCUAAGAUCAGCAUUGGCAAGAAAUUCAAUUUGAUCUUUCUCUUCUUUCUGCUCCGGAAACUUAUAUUACCCUUCUAUUCGUUUACCCUUUUUUGCAUAAUUCUCCCCAUGACAAUGUUCAUCCCAGAGGCCGAGCUACCAGCGUGGGUUGUAUGUUACAUCCCCGCCACCAUGUCGUUUCUCAACAUCCUCCCAGCCCCAAAAGCCUUCCCUUUCAUUGUUCCUUACCUUCUCUUUGAGAACACCAUGUCGGUAACAAAAUUCAACGCUAUGAUCUCCGGCCUGUUUCAGCUUGGCAGCGCAUACGAGUGGGUUGUCACUAAGAAAUCCGGCCGUUCCUCAGAGGGCGAUCUCACCUCCUUAGUUGAGAAGCCAAAGCAUCAAAGGGGGGUCUCAGUGCCGGACCUUGUUGAAAUGAAGGAAGAAAUUAGACAGCAGGAGCAAAGGGCUUCCAGGAAAAAGAAGCACAACAGAAUAUACACAAAGGAGUUGGCAUUGGCUUUCCUCCUUCUAACUGCUGCGGCGAGGAGCCUUCUGUCUGCUCAGGGUAUCCACUUCUACUUCUUGUUGUUUCAGGGAGUAUCGUUCCUGCUGGUCGGUUUAGACCUAAUUGGCGAACAGGUAGAAUAAAAAGGGAAAGCAAUAAACUUUCAUAGCGAUAUAUGGCUGAUUGAGACACAGACAAGCUGGGGGUGGUAACCGUAUCUAAGUAGAACAACCCAGAGAGAAGACUCCUUGGGAGAAGGCCGUCGAGAGGGCCGAGAGUGUUGCUCUCUUUCCUGUUUGUCCUCCACCCUCCAGACUCCCUCCACCCGGAAGAACAAGAAUAGUUGUGCUAUAAACGGAGAAAGGAUGUCAUCUAUGAGAAAAAUACAGAUGAGAAUUAGUGAUGCAUGUUCAUUGUUUGUUAUUUUUUUUUUUAAUUUUUUUUUCAUUCUUUUGUUUGUAGUCAUUCUUUUUGUAAGAAAAUCUGUUUCUUCAAACAUCAAAACACAAGCUACUUUACAAUUUCAAAGGCAAUCUUCUUGAUGCUUUACUCUGAUUAUGUAUAAAUGGUAAUUUGUUUC
Messenger RNA from Pyrus x bretschneideri (Chinese white pear), 2993 nucleotides. RefSeq names its product probable xyloglucan glycosyltransferase 12. The record is from RefSeq and is a predicted model, not a curated record. Gene Ontology annotation, cellular component: Golgi apparatus. Lineage: Eukaryota; Viridiplantae; Streptophyta; Magnoliopsida; Rosales; Rosaceae. Gene Ontology annotation, molecular function: glycosyltransferase activity.